Messenger RNA from Dictyostelium discoideum AX4, 252 nucleotides. RefSeq lists its product as hypothetical. The transcript has 4 exons. The record is from RefSeq and is a predicted model, not a curated record. Lineage: Eukaryota; Evosea; Eumycetozoa; Dictyosteliales; Dictyosteliaceae. Bases 1 to 252 code for a protein of 83 amino acids.
AUGGCAGGACCAUGGACUCUUGAACCAGGAAAAAAUUACGGUGGUAUCCCAACUUGGGCAUGGCCAAGAUCAACAACAGUACAUGUACAAGUUGUAGGAGGUGGAAAUGGAAGAGUUCGUUUUCAAGCUGGUGCAUCACCAGAUGAAGAUAAUGAUGUUAAUGGAGAAACUUCCUUUAGUAGAAGUUUUGGUGGUUUCAGAUUGAAUGUUACCAACAUUGGUAGUACAACAUUAAAAGUUUGGACUGCAUAA